UUCAAGCAGCAGGGGCGUCCGGCUUGCCUGGUGAAAGGCACCGCAGCACGCAGGGCUGGUUCUGGCCCAGCUGCAUCUGCAUGUGGUCCUGGCUUCCUGGCUCCCUGCUUUUCGGUAGCAGCAGCAUGGGUGGCGCGCGGGACGUGGGCUGGGUGACAGCAGGGCUGGUCCUGGGCGCCAGCGCCUGCUACUAUAUCUACCGGCUGACUCGAGGACCGCGGCGAGGCGGGGGCCAGCCGCGUCCUUCGCGGUCUGCAGAAGACGAAACUGAUGACUCCUGUGAUGAAAUCUUAAAUGAGGAUCAGCUUGCGAAACUUCUGUUCCUGCUGGAGUCAACCAACAAUCUUGUAAUUACUGAAAGAGCCUUGAUCACCUUAGGAAAUAAUGCAGCCUUUUCCACUAACCAAGCCGUUAUUCGUAACUUGGGUGGUAUCCCAAUUAUUGCAAGCAGAAUCAACUCCCUGAACCCAAGUAUUAAAGAGAAAGCUUUAAUUGCACUAAGUAACCUGAGUGUGAAUGUUGAAAAUCAGCCUAGGAUAAGGAUGUAUGUCCGUCAAGUCUGUGAGGAAGUGCUUGCUGAUUCCCUGAACUCUGCCGUGCAACUGGCUGGACUGAGGCUGCUGACAAACAUGAUGGUCACCAAUGAAUACCAGUACCUGCUCGGCAGCUACAUCAGUGGCCUGUUCCAUCUGCUGUCUGUCGGAAACGGAAGCACCAAGGUUCAGGUUUUGAAGCUGCUUUUGAAUAUGUCCGAGAAUCCAGCCAUGACAGAAACACUACUGAGUGCCCAAGUGGAUUCUUCAUUCCUUUCCCUGUAUGACGGCCAAAUGGCAAAUGAGAUUCUUCUUCGGGCUCUUACGAUGUUUCAGAAUAUAAAUAAUUGCCUCAAAGUGGAAGGCCAGUUAGCUAAUCGGCUUCAUUUUGCUGGAGGGUCAUUGUUUUUCCUGUUAUAUGGAGAAGAAUGUGCCCAGAAAAUGAAAGCUUUGACUCGCCAUCACGAUGUGGAUGUGAAAAAGAAGGCUUUAGCAAUAAAGACGACGUUCUGAUUGUUGCACCGGUUUCACCAGAGAAUCAAAGAGUAAAUGCAGUCUUACGUCAGCUCACCGGAACUUACACCUUCCUUUAAAGGGAUCUUCCAGCUGACGGAGUUAAACAGUAAACGUCAUUGCGAGCAGCUCUAAUCCAACAUGAUGCUCAAAUGUCAGAAUUUCAGAGUAGUUCAGAUUUGGGGGUUGGGGACUGAGUGUAGUCUGGAACCUUCAGAGGAUGUGAAUCACUUCUGGGGCCAACGUCUAGUUACGAUCGUGGACAGAUUGGAAGGAAUCUACUGCUAUUAAAUGACUAUGAGGGGUUGCACUGAAGAUACUUACUGAGUGUGUACUGGUUUCCUGACGUGAACAGUGGCCUUUCUCUGUGCAAUCCUCACUUCUCGGAGUGACUUGCAGUUGCUCAUGAGACAGAGUUAGGUACAGAGUUGAAGACUGGAACUGCCACAGCAAGGGCCUUGUUCCUCAAAGCAGUGAAUACUGCAAGCUCCAGUCCACCCCCAAACCCCACUGUACUGCUUGCAAGUCUGAGUUGAUCGUGAGACUCUGCCCACAGCAUUUCUCAUCAGUAAGACUCUACUUCCAUUUACAGGGCAAGGUUUUCUUAUUGCUUACCCCCGUGUGUAAGAUACUGGAGAGCAAUUCAAGUUUCCACCCAUAGGCAGCCAGGCAGACCUAGCAGCAGCCCUUUAAAAAUGAGCUGCCUAGGCCAGGCGGUGGUGGCGCACGCCUUUAAUCCCAGCACUUGGGAGGCAGAGGCAGGCGGAUUUCUGAGUUUGAGAGUUCGAGGCUAGCCUGGUCUAC
Molecule: messenger RNA, 1850 nt
Organism: Grammomys surdaster
Lineage: Eukaryota; Metazoa; Chordata; Mammalia; Rodentia; Muridae
Gene: Armc10
Product: armadillo repeat containing 10
Exons: 7
Coding region: 81-1046 (321 amino acids)
Biological process (GO): negative regulation of intrinsic apoptotic signaling pathway by p53 class mediator
Cellular component (GO): mitochondrion
Molecular function (GO): protein binding
Source: RefSeq, a predicted model, not a curated record